Molecule: messenger RNA, 5632 nt
Organism: Hypanus sabinus (Atlantic stingray)
Lineage: Eukaryota; Metazoa; Chordata; Chondrichthyes; Myliobatiformes; Dasyatidae
Gene: slc39a14
Product: solute carrier family 39 member 14
Exons: 10
Coding region: 258-1709 (483 amino acids)
Biological process (GO): intracellular zinc ion homeostasis; zinc ion import across plasma membrane
Cellular component (GO): membrane
Molecular function (GO): zinc ion transmembrane transporter activity
Source: RefSeq, a predicted model, not a curated record
GCUGUCAUUGGUCGACUGACGCAGACAGGUUACAUUGCCCGACAGCGACUGUGUAUCUGCGGCAGCGGAGACCCGGAGCGGCGUCCCGCAAGGUCAGGCGCUUCUUCCAGCGGCCCCGGCCCCCACGGGAGGGCGGCGAUCCCGGCGGAGGAGCUGGGAGUGUAAUGAUCGGUUCUGCUCCCAUCAGCAGCUGGCACCUUCCCCCGCCCGCCGUUAGACUCCCCCAUCCCUGAGCGGGGACUGGCGGACUGUUGAGUAUGUACCUGUGGCGGGGUUGGCACAGCAUCUGCUUGGCCUGUGGGCUGGUGGUCUUGCUGGGGGCCGUAGGAGUGCAGGGGGAUGUUACGGUGCUGCCUGCCGCCUUUCUUCACGACCUGCUGAAUCGCUAUGGGGACAAUGGGACAAUGCUGCUGCCCCAGCUGAAGGCUCUCCUGAACCGGCUGGAUGUGGGCGUCGGGACCACCAAGAUGGAGAGUGCAGUGGGCAACAUCAGUCUCUCCAAGUGCCUGGCAUCUUCUGAGAUCUUUGCAGUGCACAACCUGACCGACAGCAGCCGUAUCGACGGUGCCACCUUCACCCACGUCUGCCCCACCAUCCUGCAACAGUUAGAAAGCAGAGCCUGUGAGCUGGAAAACCAGGAGGAUGAGGAAGACGAGGAGACGGGAGGACAGAAACCCACAACCACUGAAGUCUGGGGUUACGGUUUUCUCUGCGUGACGGUCAUCUCGCUCAGCUCCCUGCUGGGAGCCAGUGUGGUGCCAUUCAUGAGGAAAACUUUUUACAAGCGGCUGCUGUUGUACUUCAUUGCUCUGGCGAUUGGGACCCUCUACUCUAAUGCCCUCUUUCAGCUCAUCCCGGAGGCGUUCGGGUUUGACCCCAAGAAGCCGGACUACGUGUCGAAAUCGGUGGUGCUCUUCGGAGGAUUCUACCUUUUCUUUUUCACGGAGAAGAUCCUGAAGAUGAUCCUGAGACCCAAACAGAAGGGCCUGGGGAAGGGUCACAGCCACUGCUGCCCCGAGCAGAUGGUCAGCAGGCGUGACCAGGAGGACGGAGUGAUGGAGAAACUGCAGAAUGGAGAAGUGCGCCUGAUGCCGUGUGGCCACAGCGAGGAGAGCGAGCGACAGAGCCUGGCGGACGGGGCGCCGGUGGUCUCGAGGGCACUGUCUGUGCAGGAGCUGCAGCGUAGCAACUGUUACUGGCUGAAGGGGAGCCGGUACUCGGACAUCGGCACGCUGGCCUGGAUGAUCACCCUCAGUGACGGGCUGCACAACUUCAUCGACGGCCUGGCCAUCGGAGCCUCCUUCACCGUCUCCGUCUUCCAGGGCAUCAGCACCUCUGUCGCUAUCUUGUGCGAGGAAUUCCCCCAUGAGCUCGGGGACUUUGUGAUCCUGCUGAAUGCCGGGAUGAGCCUACAACAGGCCCUCUUCUUCAACUUCCUGUCGGCCUGCUGCUGCUACGUCGGCCUGGCCUUCGGCAUCCUGGCCGGCAGCCACUUCUCUCCCAACUGGAUCUUCGCUCUGGCCGGCGGAAUGUUCCUCUACAUCGCCCUGGCAGACAUGUUUCCUGAGAUGAACGAAGUCAGCAAAGAAGAGGAUGGAGAGGAGUCCACCUCGCUGGUUGUGUUUGUGAUACAGAACGCCGGCCUACUGACUGGCUUUUCCAUAAUGCUGCUUCUCACCAUGUACUCGGGAUCCAUCCAGAUCGGCUAAGUGACUGACGGGCCGUCAAGGGGGUCACUCGGAGCAGGACCCCAAGCACAGAGACCCCCGGCUGUCCAACACUGUCACAGCCCAGGUGGCUUCACAUUCGGAUGACAGCUCUUUGCAAAUUCUAUCAUUAGGAACAAACUCGUUCCAACUUGCUGACAGCUCCACAGGUCGACAAGGUGGAGAUUUCCUAACCGCGGAUCUGCAUUUCCUUGUCCAAGCAAACAUUCCAGCCUAUGACUGGUGAAGUUCAUACACAUUCAAUAUAAGCACAAUAGGGGUAGAGGCAUGGGGGGGCGGUGUGGUUCGAGAUGAGUGUGGCUCCUAGCUUACACAGCCUUGCCUUGUCUUCAGCGUGCCCCCAUUUCUGACCUUACCAAGGCUCUUUUAACCCAUCUGCUGCUGGGUGUCUCCACGUGGUCAUGGAGGAAGCAGCAGGGAGAGGAGCCUCAGUCAGUCCUGGUCCUCCUUGGGCUUACGAGCCUGUCCCUGGACCAGGAGCUGCUCACCAAACGUCCAGGCUGGACCCUGGGAGCAUGAGUAGGAGGGGCAGCUGGAAAGAGUGGAUGUGCAAAGGGCGAUUCCAAUUCAUUUACUUACCACAAAGACAUUGAAACAUGCAGUGAAAUAGGCUGCUGGCAUUAGCAACACAAGCUGGUGGGCAGCCCGCAAGGGUUGCUGCACAUUCCUACACCAACAUACCCAGCAGCACAACACCGAACACAGCAAGCAACAGAACAACAUCAAAGCGAGCCCCUUUCCUCUCUCCCACUCACCCACGUGAACAGACCUCCAACUUCUGCAUCUCUGGCCUCUGGUCUCCAAUGGGCUCACAUGCUCAAGGACAUUAGGCCCCUGAAUUUCCCACUGGGCCUCAACUUCCAGCCUUCCAAUCCUCCUUCAGGCUUCACUCUUCGGUUUCGAACCCAGCACUCGUCAUUGGCGAUCUCUGGGUAUUCAUGAGGGGCAGCAAGGGCAUUAAUUGCGGGGGGGGGGGGCGGGAAAUCGGCUUUUCUUGGAGUACAGAAGAAUGGGAGAACCUGGAAGUGUUUGAAGUACAAGACAGCUAUAGGGGGAGAUUUAGGACAGCUGCACUCCAGAGAGAGGAGCUGAUGUGUUUGGAGGAGUGGGUUGAGGAGUGUAGAUUGUGAGACUGUUCCUCAUCCUGACCCCUGUCUGGGAUUGGUGCUGAAGUUGAUAGUUGGUGUUCUUCCCUCAUCCCUCUCUCUCCUCCCUCAUUCCUUCUCUACCCCCUUUGUCCCUCCCUCGCUCCUCCCCUACCCCCUUGUCCCUCCCUCGCUCCUCCCCACCCCAUUGUUUCUCCCUCGCUCCUCCCCUACCCCCUUGUCCCUCCCUCGCUCAUCCCCUACCCCCUUUGUCCCUCCCUCGCUCCUCCCCUACCACCUUGUUCCUCCCUCGCUCCUCCCCUACCCCCUUGUCCCUCCCUCGCUCCUCCCCUACCCCCUUGUUCCUCCCUGUGCAUCCUUCAUUCAUUUCCCUUACCUCUCACUCCUCUCCUACCCUCCCUGAAUCCUCCCCUGCUCCCCACUACUCUGUCAUCCCUCCCUUACCCUUACCCCCCUUCAUCCCCCACUCCUUUCCAGUCUCUCCCUCCCUCCCUCCUCCCACCUCUCCCUGACCCCCCUCCCCCUUACAUUGGAUGUGAUUGUAUCUGUUCUGUAUUUCCUGGGUCAGAGGGAGUCAGUGUCAACAGUUUACACAACAAAUCCAUGACCACCCCCCAACCUCCUUCCAUUCACUGCAUGGAAAAGUUUUGCCCCAUGUCAGAGUCACUUGGAUCUCUUGCUGAUUACUUUCAUCCAUUGUCCUUUCUGACACUGUCCGCAACCCUCUGUCCACAUCACCUGGUCUUUUCAGGAUUUUGCAUCCCCCUAUCAGGACCCCCACCCUCCUCAGUCUCCUUGUUUCCCCUCCCCCCCACCCCCCACCCAAGGCCAACCUUAGCUCCUCUGGACUAACCACAUAAUCACCGUUCCCUUAUCACUGGAAUCAGUUUUGAAAAAGGAUUUUCAAUCUGAAGCAUUAGCUCUGUCUACCUGACACUACCUGAUGUGUUUGCAGGUGGCAUUUCCUGCCCCCUGGAGGCAGGACAGCGCCACUGUCACUGGGAGGCCACCAUUACAGUGUGACAUUUUAGAUUAAGGAAUGCACCUUUAAAUGAACGAUGGCAUCACUGGCACAUCCAACCCUUCUCUCUGACUCAUUCCCUCCGAACCUUGCAGACCACAGCUCCUUGUGUGAAUCAGCUUGGCCACAGGAGUUGGUGAGAAUGCUCGGACUGAUGCAUCCUUAUUCUCUUCCGGGGCUGUGUCACUGUGGAAAACAGUAUGUAUCCUGGGGAGUUCUGCAAACAAGCCAUUGAGGUUAAGGUAAUGAUUAGCUUUACUUAUCGCAUGUACAUCAAAAUAGACGGAAGUGCAUUUGUAUCAACAACUGACAUAAUCCAAAGAUGCACUCGUCACAAUUCCGCCACCAAAGAGCAUACUAACAUCUCAGUAACCCUUCCCGUGCAUCUUUGGAAUGCGGGAGGAAACUAGUGCACUAGGGAAGCCAAGCAGUCAUGGGGAGCACAUACAAACUCCUUACGGACAGCAGCAGGAAUUGAACCUCAGUCACUGAGGCACAAUAGCAUUUUGCUACCAUACCCCCUCUUAGUAGUGAUGCAGUGAUUUGUAGAAAGAUGGCAGCUAUUGCAACAUAUUUAUAUGUUGUUCCUUGUAGUUGAUAGUCCGAAUAUACAGGUUAGUGAUAUUUGAUUCAAAGAUAUCAGGGUCUAUUGUGCAAUAUAUUUGAUAUAAAGAACUGAUGCUGGGUGUAAGUUUUAUAAAGAGAUUGUACAACCUCCUGUGUACAGAGGGUGUGCGACAUUAUGUACAGAAGGUGUGGGCUAUAUUGUUGGCUGAGUCUGAGGGUGGUGGGUGUGAUAUUACAGUGUAUCUGGCAGUGAGUGUUUACAGGUGGUAUGAGGUAGAGGUUUUCUGCUUUUCCAUGAAGGUUUAAACCAAAAGCUGGUUGUCUUUGUCCAGUCCCUCUAUCUGAAACCUGGUGCAAAGAUUUCCACAGUCCAUUGGCCUGAACUAAACUGGGCUGAAGAUGUGGACUUCCCAGUUGUGUCCCCAUUAAAGACUAGCUUUAUCUGUAACGUGUACAUUGAAACACACAGUGAAAUGUAUCGUUUGCAACAACAAUCAACAGAGCCUGAGGAUGCCUGCAAGUGUUACCACAAUUCCAGCUCCAAUGUAACAUGCCCAUAACUUCCUAAACCUUUCUUGCACAUCUUUCAAAUGUGGGAGCAAACCUGACAGCGUUGGGAAUUGAACCUGGGAUGUUGGUGCUGUGAUAGUAUUACACUACAGAACUGACCUGUUAACCCUCAGUCUGAGGACUGGAAGUCUGACAGAGAUUAACCAGCUUUGACCCAGCUAUACGAUUGUAGUGGAAUAUCUCAGUGAAGCCAACAAGUAUUACAACAACGUGCUAGAUGCUGAUGAUGUGAUUUUUAAAGUAAUUUAUCAAAACCUAUUUAUCACUUUUCUGAAACACUAGUUCCAGGGUCUGUGGGAUUCGAACCCAGUGCCAAUGAAGAGGUGUGAUGUCACUGAUCCAGCAGGGGAGGAUUUCCAGGACAGUUGCUCGUCGCAGGAGGUUUGGUGGAAUUCUCCGACCCUGCACCUCAGUCACUGGCACUUGGGAUGAAGCCGUCUUCGUCAGUCUGAAAGCUCGACCCAUUCAGCUGUAAGAACCUUGGGUCUGAUACCAGGGACCCUUUGUGUUUAUAGUGUGUGCUGUGUGUUCUGAAAGACAUACCAAAUUAAUACACACCAUGCUGGCGAUGGAGUGGGUAUUAGAAUAUGCAUUGUAGAAUGCUAGGGUAGAAAUUUAAAUAAAGUUCAGCUGAAUUCUGA